This is a messenger RNA of Sinocyclocheilus grahami, 1498 nucleotides long. RefSeq names its product cis-aconitate decarboxylase-like. NCBI's taxonomy places the organism in Eukaryota, Metazoa, Chordata, Actinopteri, Cypriniformes, Cyprinidae. Bases 11 to 1444 code for a protein of 477 amino acids. Gene Ontology annotation, biological process: defense response. Gene Ontology annotation, cellular component: mitochondrion. The transcript is spliced from 5 exons. Gene Ontology annotation, molecular function: aconitate decarboxylase activity. The record is from RefSeq and is a predicted model, not a curated record.
ACCUCACACAAUGAUCAGAAAGGGAGUUACUGAGAGUUUUGGGGCAGCAGUCUCCUGUCUGAGCACAUCUCAUCUGACCGAUGAAGUGAUCAGGAGGAGCAAGAGAAUGAUACUGGACACGCUGGGAGUGGGAUUGCUUGGAACCAGCACCCCAGUCUUUAACACAGUACUUCAGUGCAGCCAAAGGCAGCAAGCAUUGGAAAACAGCAAGGUCUGGGGAAGACCAGGAUUAUCUCUUCCACCUCAGUAUGCUGCCUUUGUUAAUGGGGUUGCGGUACACUCUAUGGACUUUGAUGACACCUGGCAUCCAGCCACUCACCCCUCUGGUGCUGUGUUGCCAGCUGUUCUGGCACUGGCUGAAACUCUGCCUGUUAAACCCUCUGGCCUGGAGCUGUUGCUGGCUUUCAAUGUAGGCAUAGAGGUUCAGGGGAGACUCCUGAGGUUUUCUAAAGAGGCACACAACAUUCCCAAAAGAUUUCACCCGCCUGCAGUUGUUGGGGUUAUGGGCAGUGCGGCAGCUACGGCUAAACUUUUGGGUCUCCCAGCGGCCCAGAGCAUAGCAGCUCUAGCGAUAGCCUGCUCAUCUGCUGGAGCGCCCAUGGCAAAUGCUGCGACUCAAACCAAACCUCUCCACAUGGGCAAUGCUGCCCGAGGGGGUCUGGAGGCCACCCGACUCGCUCUCCUCAGCCUUGAGGGUAACACACAGAUUCUGGAUCUGGAAUCAGGCUUCGGGGCCUUCUAUCCAGAUUAUGUCCCUCACCCACUGGCUGAGGUCACCCCUACUUCUCAUUAUAGGUGGGUGUUAGAAGACCAGAACAUUGCACAGAAGCGCUUUCCCGCCCAUCUCGGGAUGCACUGGGUGGCAGAUGCAGCAAUAGAAGCAAGGGCGAAAUUUCUGGACAAAUGCCCAAAUGCAGAUCUCAGUCAAAUCAAGAAGAUCACUCUCAGAGUGCCCACAUCCAGAUAUGUAGACUGCCCUCUUCCAGUUAGCGAGCACCAGGCCAGACACUCUUUCCAGUUCAACUGCUGUACCGCACUGCUGGAUGGAGAGGUCACUAUCGAGACCUUCAGCAAAAGCCAUAUGAACAGGAGUGCCCUAAAGGAGAUGCUUCUGAAAGUACAGCUGGAAAAUCCACAAGACAAUCAUUCGAGCUUUGAAAAGAUGUAUUGCGAAAUUGCAGUGGAGACAACACAGGGGGAAAUGUUUACUGCACGCUGCAACACUUUUUACGGUCACUGGAGGAAACCUCUUAGUCAUGAGGAUCUGGUGAGGAAGUUCAGGGCUAAUGCUUCGACUGUGCUGAGCGCUGAGGUCGUGGAGGGUAUUAUUUAUACUGUAGACCAUCUGGACACAAACCAAGACUGUUCAAUGCUUUGGUCAUACAUGCACUUUAAUAAGCACAUGAUGCAUAGAGAUGAGUGUCGCUCCUCAGCUUUGGCCUGAAUGAUUGUGUAUUGUGGCAUCAUUUAGGCUAAUAGAAAGUAUGUUGUUGAACCA